AAGUUCGCUUUCCUUCUCGUUUCGCUCGCCCACGAUUUGCUCGUCUCAGCUCCAUGAUCGCACCUAGCAACUUCCUCGAAACCAUAUAGAUCAACCCCUCUCUCCCCCUCUCUACCUCUCUCUCUCUCUCUCUCGCUCACAUCGGUUGCUUCCUCGUUCUGCGUUAAUGGGAGUUUGAAUCCAGCGUCGGAAUCAUCGGCGGACGAGACAGACUCAAUACUGAGCAGCUCAUUUUACCUCUCUCCCGAGAUUGGCGGCCGAAUCCAGACUCUUGCUGAGCGAUUGGAGUGAGGGUUUUUCCCCAUUCGCGUUUGAUUGGUCAAAUUAGGUCGGCGUUUCGUAUCGUCGGGGAAUCUUGGUCCGGCGCUUAGACGAGGAUGAUGGCUUGGGUGGUGGGUUAGACUGUUGUGCUUGUGUUAUUGAUGAGACGCCGUUCGCCGACCAGUGUUGCGUCGGAGCAUAUGGAGAAGGGAACGGCUAAGAGCCAGCACCCCCGCCUCUGUUUCUUGGUUACACUGUCCUUGUUUUUCUGGGUUCUGCUUCUGUACUUCCAUUUCGCAGUUCUAGGAAGUAAUCCUUUUGAUGAAUCCGCCAUGGUACCCGUGCCGGUUAGGACCGAACUCAGGCCUUCUCACAGGAUCAAUGACCCUUCGCUGGAAAUCCGCAAGAGAGCUGCGCCGGUGAAGGAGAGCCAUUUGGAAACUCCCAAAGUGGCGGAUUCCACCAAAUUGGAACCCAUAUCGGUUAGAACCGAAUUCAAGCCUCCUCAUAGGACUGAGGACCCUUCGCCGGAAAUCCACUCAAGCGCUAUACCAGUGAAGGAGAGCCAUUUGGAAACUCCCAAAGUGGUGGAUUCCCCAAAACGGGCAACUAAAAGGAAAAGAGAGAGUUUCCCCUUCAUGAGAGCAUUGAGAACUACAGAGAACAAGAGUGAUCCGUGCGGUGGGAGGUACAUAUAUGUCCAUGACCUGCCGCCUAGGUUUAACGAGGACAUGCUCAAGGAGUGUAGGAAGUUAAGCCUCUGGACCAAUAUGUGUAAGUUCACCAGUAAUGCCGGGCUUGGUCCACCACUUGAGAACGUCGAAGGUGUGUUCUCGAAUACGGGAUGGUACGCGACAAAUCAGUUUGCUGUUGAUGUUAUUUUCAACAAUAGGAUGAAGCAGUACGAUUGCUUAACGCGUGAUUCUUCCAUUGCCUCUGCUAUAUUUGUACCCUUCUAUGCUGGAUUUGACAUUGCGAGGUAUCUCUGGGGUUACAACAUAUCUGUGAGGGAUGCCGCAUCUCUUGAUUUAGUUGAAUGGCUAAUGAAGAGGCCGGAGUGGAACAUCAUGGGAGGGAAGGAUCACUUUCUUGUUGCUGGGAGGAUCACAUGGGAUUUCAGGCGGCUAAGUGACGAAGAAAAAGACUGGGGCAAUAAGCUUCUCUUUCUCCCUGCCGCAAGAAACAUGUCUAUGCUUGUUGUGGAGUCAAGUCCAUGGAAUGCGAAUGAUUUCGGCAUUCCUUAUCCGACUUAUUUCCACCCAGCAAAAGAUGCUGACGUAUUUACCUGGCAGGACAGGAUGAGGAAAUUGGAGCGCAAAUGGCUGUUCUCCUUUGCCGGCGCUCCUCGUCCAGACAACCCAAAAUCAAUCCGAGGACAAAUCAUUGAUCAGUGCAGGAACUCUAAGGUCGGCAAGCUGCUAGAGUGUGAUUUUGGGGAGAGCAAGUGUCAUUCUCCAAGCAGUAUUAUGCAGAUGUUCCAAAGCUCCCUUUUCUGCUUGCAACCACAGGGUGACUCAUAUACGAGGAGAUCUGCUUUUGACUCGAUGCUGGCAGGUUGUAUACCAGUCUUCUUCCAUCCAGGAUCAGCCUACACUCAGUACACCUGGCAUCUUCCAAAAAAUUACACAAAGUACUCCGUCUUUAUUCCCGAAGAUGAUAUAAGAAAGCGCAAUGUUAGCAUAGAGGAGAGGCUUCGACAAAUAUCUCCUGAGCAGGUGAAGAUAAUGAGGGAGGAGGUCAUAAAUCUCAUUCCAAGGCUUAUCUAUGCAGAUCCACGCUCGAAACUAGAGACUCUAAAGGACGCUUUCGAUGUAGCUGUGCAGGCCGUCAUUGACAAGGUUACGAGGCUGAGAAGGAACAUUAUUGAAGGUCGUACUGAAUAUGACAACUUUAUUGAAGAGAAUAGCUGGAAAUAUGCCUUGUUAGAGGAGGGACAACGUGAAGCGGGAGGCCACAAAUGGGAUCCUUUCUUCUCGAAGCCAAAGGAGGGCGGGGGAGAUUCUGGAGGUUCCUCUGCCGAAGUUGCGAAGAAGUCUUGGAAGAACGAGCAGAGAGACCAGUCAUGAUGUGGAGGCUUCAUUUUUCCUGAAGAAGCUUUACCUAGUGCCGAUGCAUGGUGAUGCCUCUAGAUGGAGCUCACUUCAAGAGAGAUUCCAACUGAAGGCAAGAGUAGAACGGCUCUCCGAUGACAUAUUUUUGAAGCCAAUAUGCCGCUCGGUUCAGCCUUUUAGGUCCGCUGUCAUGCUAGGGAAUCAAACACAGAAACAUAGUUGAGUGUCCCAAUCCCGUCUACAUUUUAAUUGUAUCAUGCCUAGUGAUUCUUUAAUUGCGUUCAAUAGAUAUCACAAAUUCCAUGGAUGGAUCUGUUUAAUGUCCAUGUUCGCAAAGUUUGCUGGAACUUUUCAUGAUAAAUAAAGCUUUUCUCUUUCUGGU
Rhodamnia argentea is the source of this 2694-nucleotide messenger RNA. RefSeq names its product xyloglucan galactosyltransferase MUR3-like. Gene Ontology annotation, molecular function: glycosyltransferase activity. The record is from RefSeq and is a predicted model, not a curated record. The transcript is spliced from 2 exons. The coding region runs from base 423 to 2327 and encodes 634 amino acids. Lineage: Eukaryota; Viridiplantae; Streptophyta; Magnoliopsida; Myrtales; Myrtaceae.